Messenger RNA from Amblyraja radiata (thorny skate), 3229 nucleotides. RefSeq names its product metastasis associated 1 family, member 2 (gene mta2). The coding region runs from base 140 to 2173 and encodes 677 amino acids. Gene Ontology annotation, molecular function: sequence-specific DNA binding; transcription corepressor activity; transcription coactivator activity. The record is from RefSeq and is a predicted model, not a curated record. The transcript is spliced from 19 exons. Lineage: Eukaryota; Metazoa; Chordata; Chondrichthyes; Rajiformes; Rajidae. Gene Ontology annotation, biological process: negative regulation of transcription by RNA polymerase II. Gene Ontology annotation, cellular component: nucleoplasm; NuRD complex.
AGGGAGGGAGGGAGGAGGAGGGAGGUGGGGGCCUCAGGCCCAGGCCCACGCCCGGUGGAGCCCAGCAGCGGGGCAGCGGCGCCGGGACCACAGGGAGCGCUGACCCGGCGGGCGGGCGGGCGGGCCCCGAGCCCGAGCCAUGGCGGCCAACAUGUACCGGGUCGGAGAUUAUGUUUACUUUGAAAACUCCUCAAGUAAUCCAUACCUCAUCCGCAGGAUAGAGGAACUAAAUAAGCAGACCGGCAGCGGGAACGUAGAAGCCAAGGUUGUGUGUCUGUUCCGGAGACGGGACAUUUCCAGCAACCUCAAUGGACUGGCAGACAACCAUGCACGAGAGUUUGAAGAGGACUCCAAGCAGCCCAUGUUGGUGGAUCAGGAACGGCAUCAGCUUAAACACAGAGAGCUCUUCCUCUCUCGCCAGUUCGAGUCCCUACCAGCCACGCACAUCAGGGGGAAGUGUAAUGUGGCCUUGUUGAAUGAGACGGAGAAGCUGAGCGAAUACCUGGAUAGAGAGGACUGCUUUUACUACUCACUGGUGUUCGACCCCUUGCAGAAGACGUUGAUCGCUGACCAGGGCGACAUACGAGUGGGGCCCAAGUACCAGGCCGACAUCCCCGACAAGCUGGCAGAUGUUGAGUCUGACGACAGGAACCAGAUGAAAAUGGAAACCAAGUUGUGGGACCCGGACAACUCGCUCACUGACCGGCAGAUAGACCAGUUUCUCGUCGUAGCUCGGGCAGUGGGAACCUUUGCUCGUGCUUUGGACUGCAGCAGCUCCAUCCGUCAGCCGAGUUUGCACAUGAGUGCAGCCGCAGCGUCCAGGGACAUCACGCUGUUCCACGCCAUGGAUACCCUGCAGCGUAACGGCUACGACCUCGCCAAAGCCAUGUCGACGUUAGUGCCUCAGGGAGGACCUGUACUAUGUCGGGACGAGAUGGAGGAGUGGUCAUCCUCUGAGGCUAUGCUUUUUGAAGAGGCGCUGGAAAAAUACGGCAAGGAUUUCACCGACAUCAGACAAGACUUUUUGUCCUGGAAAUCAUUGGCCAGCAUAGUCCAGUUUUAUUACAUGUGGAAGACCACAGACCGAUACAUCCAGCAGAAAAGGCUAAAAGUAGCAGAAGCUGACAGCAAGCUGAAGCAGGUCUACAUUCCCACCUACACAAAACCAAACCCCAACCAGAUUGUGAAUAUGGGGCCAAAGGGCGGGAUGAUGAACGGAGCGACGGGGUACCAGAAACCUGCCGCUGGCCUGACCUGUGAGAGCUGUCACACCACGCAGUCUCUACAGUGGUAUGCCUGGGGCCCUCCCAACAUGCAGUGCAGACUCUGCGCUUCCUGCUGGAUCUACUGGAAGAAGUAUGGUGGCUUAAAGACGCCGACGGUACUGGACGGGGACAAGCAGCGUCUUCCUUCGGAGCCCAGGUCGAAGGGGCCGGGCGGGCGCCAGGACUCCCCAGGCUUUCUGUCCAGCAACAGCUCCAAGCUCCUAGCCAAGAACCGGCAGACGUUCCUCCUGCAGACGACCAAGCUGACUCGCAUCGCCCGGCGGUUGUGCGAUGACAUCCUGCGGCCGCAGAGGGCAGCUCGGCGCCCCUACAUCCCCGUCAAUGUCGGUGCCAUCAAGACCGAGUGUGCUGUCCGACUCCCGAAAGCAGCAACCAAACCGCUCAGGAUCCGACCCACGCCUCGGCCCACGCUAGCCAACAUCAUGAAGGAGUUGGGCGAGUUAGCGGCACGAGGCCUGACGAAGCCGAGGAUCCUGAAAGGGGGCGAGGGAAACCGAACUCUGCUGAACAUCAACCGAGGAGCAGUGUCCUUGCUGGGGAAACGCACCUUCAACAAACAGAACGGGGUUCAGGGAGCUCCGAGUCCUGUUCAUAUUAGACAGAUGACGGCUAGUGCCCAUUUGACCAGCAACAGACCCUUCUCUUCGGGGAUGAAGACAGACCAAGUUAGUACUGAGCCACCGUUCAAGCGGCAAAAACUGAACCCUGGAGAUGCCCCCGACCCGAUUGUCUUCGUGGCAACAGACCAUACCAGGGCGAUCCGGAAAGCUCUGAGCCAGUCGGAGAUGAGGAGGGCGGCACGCAGACCGUGUAUGCAAGUUAACGUGAAAUCCUCAGCCUCGAGCCGGCCAGUGGUCCUGGGAGAGCCCAUAGUCCUGGAGGACUGAAGACUGGCGUGUACAUGCGUGCAGACGCACACUCUCGCUCUCCCCCCCUGCCACUACUACACACGCACGCGCGCACACACACACACACACACACACUCUGUCACACAUUCUUGCACCCUCAAUCACACGCGCACACACACGCACGUGCACACACACGCACACACCCUCUCGCACGCACACACAGAUUCACACGUACACACCCUUGCUCGCACUCUCUUCCUCACACACAUACGUUCUCUCUCAUUCACACGCACUGACAAUCUCACACGCACGCUGUUGCACUCAUCCUUUCAUGCUCACACUUUCUCUCACAUCUCUCUCUCAAAUACACACACUGACUCUCCUCUCACACACUCCUCUCUCUCUCUCUCACACACGCACAUGCACACACUCACACUCACACAGACAGGCACACGCAGACACACUGACACUCACACUUCCCCUUUCCAAGUCUUCAGGGAUUAGGGCAGAGACAGCAGGCAGUUGUGGGGGUGGUGGAUAGUGAGUGUGGGGGUCAGCUCUCACCGCCUGCUCCUCCCCCGCGCGCGGCCAGCGUUUGCUAAAGGCACCGUGUGUAAAGCAAUGUACAGAAAUCAAUGCGUCUGAAUCACGCCUCUUUUUUAAUUAUUUUAUUGUUUGUUUGGCUCCACAGCCUCUCCUGUCCCCUUCGGCUUUUUACCCCCUCCAGGGUGUAACUGUAAACCUUUAAUAAUGAAUUUCUGAAUGAUUGUGUUUUGGGAAGAACUUGCGAGGAGUCUUUUUUUUUAAAAAAAAACAAAAUAACACGAGUUGAACGGUAGAAGUGCUGACAGGUUUGAUAUCAGGAUUAUUGAUACGUGGUGAUAAUAUUUUGUGUGCUUUUUAUUUCCUUUCUGCUUUUUUAAAACUCCCAGCUUGCGCCGGCCACUGGAGAGGAACCCCCCGGUGUGCCGUGCAGACCCAGGGUGGACCUGCGCCUUUUUGACCCAGCCUGUCUGGACAUUUUUAGAGACAAAUCCAGACAUGGAAACCAUUUUUGUAAAAAAAAAAAGCAAUUAAAGUUUUUUUUUCACUCUG